Molecule: messenger RNA, 1698 nt
Organism: Cuscuta campestris
Lineage: Eukaryota; Viridiplantae; Streptophyta; Magnoliopsida; Solanales; Convolvulaceae
Source: the annotation of a GenBank genome assembly
AUCGAGAGCAAAACCUCACAAUCUCACCUCGAAGCUCAGACCAAAUUCUUGAAAUUGCCAAUCUUCCGAGCCAUAACCCCCCUUUCCUCGGCAGACCCUUCAUCUGCAACUGCACGGCCGCCGGUUCGCCGAGGAGUCGAAUUCAUGGGCAAAGACGACGACGAGAUGAGGGGCGAGGUAGAGGAGAGGCAAAUCAACGAGGAGUACAAGAUUUGGAAGAAGAACACCCCGUUUCUAUAUGAUCUGGUUAUCACCCACGCGCUUGAGUGGCCGUCGCUUACGGUGGAAUGGCUCCCCGACAGGGAAGAGCGCGCUGGGAAGGAUUAUUCUGUCCAAAAGGUUAUUCUUGGGACGCACACUUCGGAGAAUGAGCCGAAUUACCUUAUGAUCGCCACUGUCCACCUCCCGCUCGAGGAUGCUGAAAAUGAUGCCCGCCAUUAUGAUGAUGAUAGGUCUGAUUUCGGUGGGUUCGGCUGUGCCAGUGGAAAGGUACAAAUAACCCAGCAAAUAAAUCACGAAGGAGAAGUGAACCGGGCCCGUUACAUGCCUCAAAACCCAUUUAUCAUUGCCACCAAGACAGUCAAUGCCGAAGUCUAUGUUUUCGAUUAUAGCAAGCAUCCAUCAAAGCCUCCACUAGAUGGUGCAUGCAACCCUGAUUUGAGACUACGGGGUCAUACCACUGAAGGGUACGGUUUAUCAUGGAGUCAGUUUAAGCAGGGUCAUUUGUUAAGUGGAUCGGAUGAUGCUCAGAUUUGCUUGUGGGAUGUCAAUGCCACUCCAAAAAACAAGGCCCUUGAUGCCAUGCAGAUUUUUAAGAUUCACGAGGGAGUUGUUGAGGAUGUAGCAUGGCAUAUGAGGCACGAGUAUUUAUUCGGGUCGGUUGGAGACGAUCAAUACCUACACAUAUGGGAUCUCCGCUCCCCAUCUGUCACGAAGCCUAUGCAAUCUGUAGUUGCUCAUAAUGGAGAGGUUAACUGCUUGGCAUUCAAUCCAUUCAAUGAGUGGGUUGUAGCAACCGGAUCCACUGACAAGACAGUCAAAUUGUUUGACCUGCGCAAGAUUACUUCUGCACUCCAUACCUUUGAUAGCCACAAGGAGGAGGUGUUCCAGGUUGCGUGGAAUCCAAAGAACGAGACCAUCUUAGGUUCUUGUUGCCUUGGCAGGAGGCUCAUGGUCUGGGAUCUUAGCAGAAUUGACGAAGAACAAACACCAGAGGAUGCAGAAGAUGGACCGCCCGAGCUCCUCUUCAUUCAUGGAGGGCAUACAAGUAAAAUUUCAGACUUCUCGUGGAAUCCGUGUGAGGAUUGGGUCAUCGCCAGCGUGGCUGAAGACAAUAUACUGCAAAUCUGGCAGAUGGCCGAGAACAUUUACCAUGAUGAUGAUGAUCUUGCUGGAGAUGAUGCCACCAAAGCUCCCUAGUUCCGAGACAAUGCUUCUUAUCCCCCCCCCUGCCGAAAAUCUCUAAAGCUCCUAUUUGCAAAUAGUCGUACGAAUCAAGAAAACCCAGUCUUUUACUCUGCAUUUAUCUGGUUUCAAGUUGAAAGGCAAUGACUCUCAAGGGAGCGAGGGCAGUUCUUGUUCUGUGUACUCAUGUGUAUCUUUCCUCAAGGCUAUUCCAUUAAUCAAACUCUACUAUGGUUAACUUAUUUCUGUUUCAGUUGUCUUCUUGAUUAUAUAUAAUAUAUGUGUCUGUUCUUG